This is a messenger RNA of Aspergillus terreus NIH2624, 900 nucleotides long. RefSeq lists its product as uncharacterized. The coding region runs from base 1 to 900 and encodes 299 amino acids. The record is from RefSeq and is a predicted model, not a curated record. Lineage: Eukaryota; Fungi; Ascomycota; Eurotiomycetes; Eurotiales; Aspergillaceae. The transcript has a single exon.
AUGGCCAGAAAAAGAAAAGCCAGAAAGUUCGUCAUAGAGUCAGACUCAGACACCAGUUCUACAUUUGACUCUGACUCCCUCACCAAUCUCUACAAGAAACGAUCUCGCAAUAUGGGCGAAGCAGAUUAUCCGGGUACGAUGCGUCUUUUCAAGCUUCCAUACACACGACUGACCCAGCUAACUUCCUCACAAGAUCCACCGGAAUUCCGACCAGGUCACAUCGUCAGAUUCCUCCCAGAAAGAUGCCGCAUCAUGAUUGACCCUCCCGAGCUGGAUUUCUGCGGCCCGGCGCCAGAGCCCAUUCCCCAGUGGAAGACAAUCUACGCACCAGUGGAACGAGUUGGAAUGCUCGUCGACACCGAUCCCAGCUGCGCUGACGACUCGGUCUACAUGCGGCCGGCUGUGAGUGCCCCGUUCUACGAGUACAUCGAUGCGGAGGACAACAUCAUCGUGGACGGUAACUUUCGCUUCAACUCAAGGUUCCGCACGGAGCAUGACCGGCUGACGCGGGCGCGCGAUCUCAUCGCAGAGUGGCAGCGGGGCCUUCAGCUCGAGUUGAAAGACUUCUCACACCGCAUGCGGGACUGGCGCGUGGCGCGGCGCGCAUGGGAACUGGACCUGGUGAGCCGUGAGUUUGAGCGGGGGAACUAUGCAAUUUUCUGUCAUGGGUUCAGCGCAAAGGAUCUUGCGGCGGCGAAGAAGCAUGUUUCCCGGGAGAAUAAGCGGGAGAGGAACUGGGAGAUGGAUACGUGUGAGGUGGGAUUGCCGGGCUUCACUUGGGGGGGUACGCAGGGUCAGGCAGUGAAUUCUUGGGGGAUCUCGUUUGCGCAAGCGGGUGAAUAUCAGACGAAGUUGGCCAAGGGAUUGAAAGAGCUGGGGAAGCAAAUUCGGCAGCUGUGA